Ricinus communis (castor bean) is the source of this 1565-nucleotide messenger RNA. RefSeq names its product bZIP transcription factor 11. Gene Ontology annotation, molecular function: transcription cis-regulatory region binding; DNA-binding transcription factor activity. Lineage: Eukaryota; Viridiplantae; Streptophyta; Magnoliopsida; Malpighiales; Euphorbiaceae. The transcript has a single exon. The coding region runs from base 676 to 1167 and encodes 163 amino acids. Gene Ontology annotation, cellular component: nucleus. The record is from RefSeq and is a predicted model, not a curated record. Gene Ontology annotation, biological process: positive regulation of DNA-templated transcription.
AUAUCCUCAAAAACCUCUUCCCUUCUCUACUCUUCCCUAUCUAUACGUUUUAGGCUUUCUUGCUUUUUCUGCUCUUUCAUUCUUUAAGAGCUGAAGUUCUGCUGGUUUUUCUUGGCGUCUUUCUUGAUUUUUUCUUGGUUGUUUUUCUUCUUGGGUUAUUAGAGUGAUACUGAUAUCGCAAAAUAAUAACCCAUAAAGUCGAGAUCUUGGAAACCCCAUUGUUCUCGCAGCAAGAAAGAUCUAUUUGGUUUGGUACUGUUACUCUGCCAAAAUCUUGAAUCUUGAUGCUGCAAAAGUUUAUAUUAAUGUUUGAGAUUCAUGUCUCCAGUUCUUAGUGAAAUCCUUCGUUCCGGGUUUAUGAUCAAUUCCUCUCUAAGGCGCAGGACCCAUCUCGUUCAAUCUUUCUCUGUUGUUUUCCUUUACUGGUUCUAUGUUUUUUCAUAAAUAAUCUCUUCAUCACUGCCUCAAUCAUAUAGUAUAAUUAGCUACUAUAUAUAUAUAUAUAUUCAUAUAUUCUUAUAUUAAUUAAUCACCCAGAAAUUAUUAGUUGGUACUGGGUCCUGCGUCUUCAAGUUUUUAAGGUAAGAUCAAGAUUCAAGAUAUAAAUAAACAGGAUCUCAGAUUUAACUGAGAUUGUCAGUAGUAGUUGUAAAUAUAUACUAUAUAUAUAUCUCCAUGGCAUCCUCUAGUGGGAAUUCCUCAGGUUCCUCUCAGCUUCAGAACUCAGGAUCUGAAGAAGACAUGCAGGUUUUGAUGGAUCAAAGGAAAAGGAAGAGAAUGCUGUCAAAUAGAGAAUCUGCAAGAAGAUCAAGAAUGAGAAAACAGCAGCACCUUGAUGACUUGAUGUCACAAGUUUCACAACUAAGGAAAGACAACAGCCAAAUCCUUACAAGCAUCAAUAUCACUACACAGCAUUUCCUGAAUGUUGAGGCUGAAAACUCUAUUUUAAGGGCACAAAUGAUGGAACUUAGCCAGAGACUGGACUCUUUAAAUGAGAUCUUGAAUUAUAUCAACACUACAACAAGCAAUGGGAUUUAUGAAAUUGAUCAUCCUCCUCAUCAUCAUCAAGAUGCUACUGCUGUUGCUGCUGACAGUUUCAUGAACCCACUAAAUUUGAUCUAUCUUAACCAACCCAUCAUGGCAUCUCCGGAUUUGUUUCAAUAUUAAUGAGUGAUGAAAGCUAGGAAUUGGUCAAUUCAUGGUUGUCUUUCUGUUUUUUCUAAUGGGUGACGAGGGAUGUCCUGUUCAUGGUCUUAAAUGAGUGGAGAGAGGAAAAAUUAAAAGUAGCUUUCUCCUUCUCUACCUUUUUCAAUUUUAGCUAUUAUAUUGGAUGUUAGUUUAAUUAUUAGCUCCUAGGAUGAAGCAAUAUUGUCUAUGAGAGAUUAGCAGAAGAAAGCCAAAAAAAGAAAAAAAAAAAAGUGUACCUAAUUAUGAAGUAGAUGGAAAAUGGUGAUUGGUUUUUUGGCUUGUAAUGGAUCACUAGCCAUAAGUAUGGUGUGAAAGGCAAUAGGUGUAUUUAGUCUCUCAGCUUGUUAUGAAUUAGUAUAUAGUAAUGGUUCUCUUAA